AAAAAACCGGAAUUUCACAUCGUCUCUACCAAUCUCUCCAUCUCUCUCUCUGCUCGCCGUCGCCGUUAUUAUUCCGGGCGAUCAAAAUUAAGACAAGCCAUUUUAUAACUUGUGACCAGUCCCUGUUUAUGUGGGUUUCAAUCUUUAACCUCAAGUCUUCUGGAUUGAAUCAUUUUUGUACAAGAACCAAGGCUUUUCGAUAUUUCUGGUGUAGGACCUUUUCUCUUGCUUCGUUGUCUGAGAAUAACUCAAGAUUCCAGACUGAUUCUAGUAGGCUACCUUACUCUGGAUCACGGUACUAUCAUAGUUCAAGUAAGCAUUUUGGUGAAGAUUUUGUUUCGAUUCUGAAGAAUAUUGAUGUCCCAAGGGAUUGUGUUGAGACUAUUAGAAAUGUGCUUGUGAAACACAAUUGGAUACAGAAAUAUGAGAGUGGGUUUAGUACUGAGCUUGAUCAAUACACUGUCAUUAGAAUUUUGGAUGAUUUGUUUGAGGAGACUUUGGAUGCAUCUAUUGUUCUAUACUUCUUUAGGUGGUCAGAGUUGUGGAUUGGUGUUGAGCACUCGAGCAGGUCUAUCAGCAGGAUGAUUCAUAUUUUGGUAUCUGGAAAUAUGAAUUAUAGAGCUGUAGAUAUGCUUCUCUGUCUGGUGAAGAAAUGUAGUGGAGAAGAAAGGUCUUUGUGUUUAGUUAUGAAGGAUCUUUUUGAAACUCGUAUUGAUCGUAGGGUUUUAGAGACUGUGUUUAGCAUACUGAUUGAUUGUUGCAUUAGAGAGAGAAAGGUAAACAUGGCCCUGAAGCUAACUUACAAAGUGGACCAGUUUGGCAUCUUUCCUUCACGAGGGGUUUGUAUUUCGUUGCUUAAGGAAAUUCUACGAGUUCAUGGCUUGGAGUUAGCUCGGGAAUUUGUUGAGCACAUGCUUAGUCGAGGGAGGCAUCUAAAUGCUGCUGUCCUUAGCCUAUUCAUAAGGAAGUAUUGCUCGGAUGGCUAUUUUGAUAAAGGUUGGGAAUUGCUUAUGGGAAUGAAACACUACGGCAUCAGACCUGAUAUUGUGGCAUUUACAGUUUUUAUUGAUAAAUUGUGUAAGGCAGGGUUUCUAAAAGAAGCGACUUCGGUAUUGUUUAAACUCAAACUCUUUGGUAUCUCUCAGGAUUCUGUAUCCGUCAGUUCUGUUAUCGACGGGUUCUGUAAGGUGGGGAAACCAGAGGAAGCCAUUAAGCUCAUUCAUUCUUUUCGUCUUAGACCAAACAUUUUUGUGUACAGUAGCUUUCUGUCAAAUAUAUGUUCCACAGGAGACAUGCUCAGAGCUUCUACCAUAUUUCAGGAGAUUUUCGAGUUGGGACUCCUUCCUGAUUGUGUUUGUUAUACUACUAUGAUUGAUGGGUAUUGUAAUCUAGGCAGAACUGAUAAAGCUUUUCAAUACUUCGGGGCGCUGUUGAAAAGCGGGAACCCGCCAUCCUUGACAACAUCUACAAUACUUAUUGGAGCUUGCAGCAGGUUUGGAAGCAUAAGUGAUGCAGAAUCUGUGUUUCGGAAUAUGAAAACUGAAGGUCUCAAACUGGAUGUCGUAACAUAUAACAAUCUGAUGCAUGGGUAUGGGAAGACACAUCAGCUGAAUAAAGUUUUUGAGCUUAUUGAUGAGAUGAGAUCUGCUGGUAUCUCUCCAGAUGUUGCAACCUACAAUAUUUUGAUACAUAGCAUGGUUGUUAGAGGAUAUAUCGAUGAAGCAAAUGAAAUUAUCAGUGAGCUUAUCCGACGAGGCUUUGUUCCUAGUACAUUAGCAUUCACAGAUGUGAUUGGUGGGUUCUCGAAGAGAGGGGAUUUUCAGGAAGCGUUUAUUUUGUGGUUCUACAUGGCUGAUCUUAGAAUGAAACCUGAUGUUGUAACAUGCAGUGCAUUACUUCAUGGCUAUUGCAAAGCGCAGAGAAUGGAGAAAGCUAUUGUUUUGUUUAAUAAGUUGCUUGAUGCGGGGUUAAAGCCAGAUGUUGUUUUGUAUAAUACGCUCAUCCAUGGAUAUUGCAGUGUAGGAGAUAUUGAGAAAGCAUGUGAGUUGAUUGGUUUGAUGGUUCAAAGGGGAAUGCUUCCAAAUGAGAGUACCCAUCACGCACUUGUUUUGGGGCUUGAGGGAAAGAGGUUUGUGAACUCAGAAACGCAUGCAUCCAUGCUACUUGAAGAAAUUAUUGUUGCAAAAUGGCACCUGACAUCGGGAGGAUGAUAACAGAUUACAUUCUGCAGCACCACUUCUUCUUUCGUCUUAAUGUCCACCUUUUUCAGGAUUAUGGCACUUUUUUGGCCCUUUAUUUGCUCCUGUAAUAAAGGGCUUUCAUUAUUUCAAGUUCCGUAGUACAACCUAAUAGUAGUUUGGCUCCUGAACGUCUUACUUAUGGAAAUGGGCAUCCAUACAAUGUCCAAGCAGUGCAGUCUCGAGUGAGUAGAAUGCAGCAGCACAAAACUAUUAAAAUGAGCAUUAGGAGAGAACCCUUUUGUGUGCCUGAUAACUGAGAAGUCACUGGAAUGAGUAUAAAACAAUGUGUUGGACUAAAAUUACGUACUGUGAAAUUGAUCAAAACUAGUAAUCAGAAGAGAAGUUAUUGUUUCUUUGGUAUGGUAGUCACUGGAUUUGGUUUUCUUGCAUAUUGACUCUGUUCCAUGUUUUAUUUCCGACGUUUAGGAGAUCAGAAGCAUAUGAACUCUAUCACUCCAGAGGGACUACGUCUACAUGGAGAAGUUGACCAAAAGAUUCAUCGGUACUUUAGAAAAGUAAUGUGCUUUCAGCUACUUUUUUGGCAUGAAACUUAUCAGAUGAUCCCGAACAGUCUCAAGUAAGCUUUCUUGAAGCUGUUCUAGUCACUGAUGAAUCAAAACAAUAAGUAAGUUAUCCAGAGAAUCUGUUAUUCUCAAGGUAUCGUAAAAAGCCCUGACUUCUCUUGUGUAUUGUCUAAGGAAAAGGAGCUUAAAACCUGGGGGAACUGCGGACCUUAACCUAGGAAAAACAAGACAGGAAACAGGAUAAGCUGGAGAAAUCAAGAAAAGUCAUGUCGGGAAAACCAAGAGCAAUGGAGAUAGAUCUGAUGUCUUGCUUACAUAUAGCCGGAGGAAGAUGAGAGGGAAAUCAAUUGGUGUUCGAGUUAAUGGCUUUCUAGUUUAUACUCGGAAGAAGUUAAAAUUCAGAGGACAUUUUGCUAGACAUGACCUAAGCGAAACCAAGAAUAAUGGUGAUCAACUUUCUAUUGUCAGAUCUCUAGAACUCGUAGACGAUACCCAAGUUACCGAAGUGACAUGUUCUUUUGAUGGAACAAAUGACAGCUGGUUGGUAUUCCACUGAUGCUGGGGUGUCUGAGACAGAUACAGACAAGUAGUAGCAGCCCUUUCAGGCAGUGUAAACAUUGUGAUAUGCCAGGAACUAUCGAAAAUAUGUUAAUUUGUAAUGACUGAGGUAUGCACUUCGAUAAUCAAAAGUCCUUUGC
Arabidopsis thaliana (thale cress) is the source of this 3462-nucleotide messenger RNA. RefSeq names its product Pentatricopeptide repeat (PPR) superfamily protein. The record is from RefSeq and is marked reviewed. The coding region runs from base 129 to 2210 and encodes 693 amino acids. The transcript has 3 exons. NCBI's taxonomy places the organism in Eukaryota, Viridiplantae, Streptophyta, Magnoliopsida, Brassicales, Brassicaceae.